This is a messenger RNA of Wyeomyia smithii (pitcher-plant mosquito), 3545 nucleotides long. Its product is annotated as paternally-expressed gene 3 protein-like. NCBI's taxonomy places the organism in Eukaryota, Metazoa, Arthropoda, Insecta, Diptera, Culicidae. The record is from RefSeq and is a predicted model, not a curated record. The transcript has 3 exons. Bases 534 to 3020 code for a protein of 828 amino acids.
ACGGCGCGUCGACAAAACCCUCCGCGCACCCGACUCGGGAGAAAAGUGAGAAGGAUAUAUUCGUGCGAGUCGUGAUCUGUCGUCUGGCUUCAACGCAAUCCGAUCAGGGGUACUGUAAAUAGAACUUAACCGCAUUACCUUGCCUGAAAAUCCGAACUGGAGCAGAGCAAGAGGGUGCGAUUUCCGAGCGGCAGCGCCCAACGUCGUUGUCAUAGAGGUCCUCCAGUCAGUGCGUGUAUACACAGAGGGGACAUUUUCUGCGCGCGGUAGUUCGCAACGCGUUUCGCACAUUCGGUGGCGUAUUUCGGUUCCGAACCGGCGACGGGUUAUAGUAUAUAAGACACUAGUGGGCUAGGCCGAGCCAUCAGUAGUAACUUUAGAUCGCUCUAUGCCAAUGUAGAGCGUUUUUUUGCAUGCGGUCUGUUUAAAUAUCCCAUUUCGAGUCCUUUCCCGCCGUGCGUUCUAAUAGUGCUCGUUCCUUAUCGUGCGUGCGUGCGCGACGGUAGAAUUGUGUGAAAAUUCGGUGUAUUAAGAUGAAGGCAUUCGCUGCAAUUUUGAUUGUGGCAUUAGCAGCACCUAGUUUAGGAAACCCAGCACCGGACUGCCCACCCAGUGGACACAGCGGAUAUUCUUAUCCAGCACCAGAAGUACAAUUGUCCGUAGGAAAAGCAAUCAACUCUGUCAGUAUCACACCCGGAUUUUCAUCGUACUCCGAGGAUGGAGCAGUGAAAUACGCAUCCGUUGGGCCUUCGUAUAGCUCUUACGAGGCGUCUCCAGCAUACUCCGCCUACGGUAGUGAUGAUGGGCUGAAGCUCUCGAGCUAUGUUCCCGCCGUGAAAACUAUUUCUGCGACUCCAGGUGUUGUCUACGCUAAUAAAUCACCAGCAGCAACAUUCGCUUCAGUACUCCCAGCAAGUAUCACUAAAGUCGCACCAGUAUCAGCUUAUGUUGCUCCCGCUGUGGCAACCAAAUAUGUGUCGAGUGGACCAGCGUAUGUUUCGAAAGAAUAUCUUCCCCCGGUUAAAACCGUUGUUUCAACUGGACCUGCUUACUCUUCAUACGUCGCUAGCCCGGCAAUUUCAUCUUACUCUGCAGCACCGGCUGUAUCAUCAUAUAUUUCUACACCAGCUGUUAGCAAGAUCGUAAGCUCUCCCGCUUACAGUUACGCAUCAGCAGCACCUUUAGCCAAAGUCUCGUACGCUGCCCCAGUGGCUAAAGUUGCGUAUGCCGCACCAGCCGUCAGUUACGCUAAGGUUGCUGCUCCAGUAGCCUACGCUUCUUAUGCUCCUGCAGCUAAGGUGGCUAGUUUUGCAGCCCCAGCUGUGUCUUAUGCUUCAUACGCACCUGCCGCUAAAGUAGCAACAUAUGCUGCUCCAGCAGCUUAUGCCUCGUAUGCUCCAGCUGCUAAAAUAGCGACCUAUAGUGCACCAGCAGCCUAUGCUUCAUAUACUCCUGCCACCAAAAUUGCCUAUGCUGCCCCGUCCGUGAGCUAUGCUGCCCCUGUUGCGAAAGUAGCUGCUGUUGCUGCUCCUGCUGUAUCAUAUGCAUCCUACGCUCCGGCUGCUAAAGUUGCAAGUUAUGCAGCUCCUGCUGCUUAUGCAUCGUACACCCCAGCUGCUAAAUUUGCAUCCUAUGCAGCCCCUGCUGCCUAUGCAUCAUACACUCCAGCCGCUAAAUUUGCAUCCUAUGCAGCCCCAGCUGCUUAUGCAUCGUACGCUCCAGCCGCUAAAUUUGCAUCUUAUGCCGCUCCAGCUUCCUAUGCUAGUUACGCACCUGCUGCCAAGGUAGCGUACGCCGCUCCAGCGUCCUACGCCAGUUCAUAUGCCACCAGCUCAAAGAUUGCUUAUGCCGCACCUGCAGUAUCAUAUACAGCCGCUGCUCCAGCCAUAGCCAAAUACGUCUCUGCUCCUGCAGUUUCCUCUUAUUACGCAGCCCCAGCUGUCGCCAAAUAUGCCACAAGUCCUGCGAUUGCAAGUUCUUAUGUAUCAGCUCCAGCAAUAACUAAAUAUGCACCAUACUCUGCUCAUGCAUAUGCACCUGUAUCAUCAGCUUACGUUUCGCAACCCGUUGUUUCGAAAGUUGCUUAUGCUACUCCAGCCGUAGCAAAGUACGUAUCUAGUCCGGCCAUUUCUACUUACUCAGCAGCACCAGUAGUUUCAUCUUACCACUCUGGACCCGCUAUAUCUAAGGUAGUAUCCAGCCCAGCUUCAUACUCAUACGUUUCAAGUCCAGCAAUUGCAAAGGUCGCAGCUGCUCCUGCAAUUUCAGCUGCAUACAUCGCUGCACCGGCUGUUGCUAAAUACACUACCGGACCGGCUUACGCUGCCUACAGUGCUGGGCCCGCCAUAUCUAAACUGGCUGUUUCGCCUGGAGUUUCAGCCUAUAGCUCUGGAGCGGCGUUUUCCAAAAUAGUUUCAGCCCCAGCAUACUCCAGUUAUGUUAGCACUCCAGCAAUAUCCAAAGUCGUUGCCACCCCAGCCGUAGCCACAUAUGGUGCAUCUCCAGCAUACUCUGCAUAUGCCGUUGCCCCAUCAGUAACCAAAUAUGCGGCUAGUCCCGCCAUCGCAGCAUACUCUACUGACGGUGAUCAUGGUUAUUACCACGGUGGCUCAGUUCUCUCAUCUGCGCAUUAUGGAGGAUUAAGAUAUGCUGCUGCUGUGCCAGCUAUCUCUACUAGCUAUGCUGCCGCCCCAGCUGCUACCAUUUACAAAUCUGCUGUUCCUGCAACGAUCGUGAAGACAGUCGCCGAGAAACACCUCGAAUACUACGAUGACCACCCGAGAUACGCCUUUGAAUAUGGAGUAAAUGAUCCUCUAACAGGUGAUAACAAACAUCACAAAGAGGAACGCGACGGCGAUGUCGUCCGCGGCCAGUACUCUCUGGUUGAACCUGACGGUAACGUGCGCACGGUGGAUUAUUAUGCCGAUUGGGCCACCGGAUUCCACGCUACCGUAACCAACAGUAGGGACCAGGUCCACGCGACUAAAGUGCUAGGAAAACGUGCCGUUGUUGAAACGUAAUACUCCAGGCUUCCAAUCGCUGCCGAAAUGACCCACGAAAGAAAAUGAGUUUGUUUGUAGUUUUUAGAAUGUAAGUAACGAAGAAAAAUGCCAACGCAAUUUAUUUAUUGAUCGAUGCAAUAUGUCAACAGUAGCGAACGGAAGAAAACGAUUGUAAUGAAACAUCCUCUGUUUGAACUUUCUAUUUUUUUUCUAGCGAUGAUUUUCAUUAGCACCAUUUCCAUCCUACAAUCUCUUGUAAAUACUAAUUUUAAAAAAGUUAAUUUUCACGACACAAAUAACCUAAUGCCGUUUCCUGUAUAUCUGUUUUUUUUUUUCCUGCACACGACCUCUUUCUCACCUCACCUCACCUCACCAUUGUUCUGUUAAACCAUUGUUAACGAAAUGCCAGCGAGAGUAACGAGUAGCAAGCAUUUGACUCAAUCAAAGGAAAAACGCAUGAUUUCAAUGUGAUAAACGUGUCAUAAAAUAUUACUUGUAUUUGUCUGAAAGAAGAAAACGAAAUAAAAACACAAGAAAAUUCCA